AUGGGCAAGGACAAGGUUGAGAAGGAGAAGCGCCGCGCUGAGAAGAAGGAGAAGCGCUCCGACAAGGACGGCAUCCAGAAGCCCAAGAAGGAGAAGAAGGAAAAGAAGGACAAGACCGCUCUCGUCGAUGCGGUAGAGAAGGAGCUCAGCUCUUUGGAGCAGUCUCCCGAGGCCGUUGCUGUCGUUGAGGUUGAGGUUGAUGAGAUGGCCAUUGACCGUCCUAUUGGUGCUCUCGUGCCUUUCGCCCAGCCAUUGGUCGAGGACAAGCAGGCCAAGAAGGUUCUCAAGAGCGUGAAGAAGGCUGCUGUCAACAAGUCCCUCAAGCGCGGUGUCAAGGAGGUUGUCAAGGCCCUCCGCAAGUCGGCCGUUCCCGCCGCCAACGCUACCAUUGACAUCCCCAACGGUGUUGUCAUUCUUGCUGCCGAUAUCUCCCCCAUGGAUGUCAUUUCUCACAUUCCCGUUCUGUGCGAGGACCACGGUAUUCCCUACAUCUUCGUUACCUCCCGCGCCGAGCUCGGUGCCUCUGCCGCCACCAAGCGCCCUACCAGUGUCGUUAUGGUUACCCCCAAGGCUGCCAAGAAGGGCAAGAAGGAUCUCGAGGCUGAUGCCGACAGCGAUGACUUCGACAAGGUGUUCGAAGAGCUCGCCAAGCUGGCACAGAAGGAGAGCAAGAAUGUGACCGUCUAA
This is a messenger RNA of Penicillium malachiteum, 687 nucleotides long. RefSeq names its product 40S ribosomal eS12 domain-containing protein. Bases 1 to 687 code for a protein of 228 amino acids. Gene Ontology annotation, molecular function: structural constituent of ribosome. Gene Ontology annotation, cellular component: cytosolic small ribosomal subunit. The transcript is spliced from 2 exons. The record is from RefSeq and is a predicted model, not a curated record. NCBI's taxonomy places the organism in Eukaryota, Fungi, Ascomycota, Eurotiomycetes, Eurotiales, Aspergillaceae. Gene Ontology annotation, biological process: ribosome biogenesis.